Messenger RNA from Aspergillus vadensis CBS 113365, 658 nucleotides. RefSeq names its product NADH dehydrogenase [ubiquinone] 1 alpha subcomplex subunit 1. The transcript has 4 exons. Bases 59 to 319 code for a protein of 86 amino acids. NCBI's taxonomy places the organism in Eukaryota, Fungi, Ascomycota, Eurotiomycetes, Eurotiales, Aspergillaceae. The record is from RefSeq and is a predicted model, not a curated record.
ACUCCAAUUGAGCCUUGUGCAUUGCUCUUUUCCGGACUUCUCGACUCAUAUCGUCAUCAUGGGUGUUCCCUUCGAGGCUCUUCUUCCCUUUGGUAUCAUCAUCGGAUCGUUCACUGUCGGCGGUGCCGGCUUGUGGGCGGUUCGGAAAUGGGACAACGAGGGCAAGAUGCCGCGGUGGAACAAGGACAAGUGGGAUAGAGUAAUGAUGGAGAGAGACCUGAGAAUCACGGGCACGAAACGAGGACAAUCGAGCAACCCGGAAGCUCCCAAGGGAUUCGAGCUCAGCAACCCCUGGAAGAUCGAGAAACGGAUUUUCUAGACAGCAUGGGUUGUCACACGUCAUGUCAUUAUUCCCGCCUGUUCCUUAUUUAUUCGGCCGCAUUACUUUCGAGAGAAAUAUCCACGCAAUGAAAGAUUGUUUGUAUCAUACUAUAAGAAAUAUCUGGCCGGCUGGGUACACUGCCAGGUAGAAUUUGUCUAAGCCUUUGUUUCCACAUCUAUAUCUAUUUGAUCUCAGAUACAAAACCGCGGAUAGCCUCGACUUCAUAAUCACGAAAGUGCAUAUCAAACCACUUUUCCAGGGCUUUGACGCGAUCUGCGUCCCUUUCCAGCGUCUCCACAACCUCCGUCUUUCCAAACUGUCUCUUCUUUACCUCCC